Tuber melanosporum (Perigord truffle) is the source of this 708-nucleotide messenger RNA. RefSeq lists its product as uncharacterized. Bases 1 to 708 code for a protein of 235 amino acids. The record is from RefSeq and is a predicted model, not a curated record. The transcript has 7 exons. Gene Ontology annotation, cellular component: nucleus. NCBI's taxonomy places the organism in Eukaryota, Fungi, Ascomycota, Pezizomycetes, Pezizales, Tuberaceae.
AUGGCUUCCUCCGCAUUGUCCGAUGAAGAUGUUUCGACGUUUAUACCGAUUAUCGAUGCUAUUCUUUUUGAGUCUGACCUGACAACUGUCUCCGUCAAAAAAGUCCGCAAUGGCCUACAAACUAAAGUUGGCUACGAUAAGCAAAUUGACAUUUUAAUCGCUGAUCGCUUCGAAAACGUUCUCGCUCAGCGGGAGUUUGACAACGGGGUUAAGCAGGAGGAGGAUGCCGAAGGGGAAGAUGAAGACAAGUACGAACCGGAAGUCAAGGGAGAGGUCUUCGAGGAUGGUUUCUCUACUGCGGUAGACUUUGAGAAUGCUGUUAAACAUGAACUAGCUGCUGAGCUCCACGCUCAAUGGAAUAGCGGUCGCCCUUCUAGAUCCACCAAGAAGAAGUCAGUAAAACCCGCUCCAAAGGUCCGCAAAUCCAAGAUGAGCGACGUAAAAGUCAAAUCUGAUCGCUCCGGCGGUGAGAGGCCAGCAAAAAAGAAGAGAAAGGCUAACCCCAAUAGUCCUUUCAUGGCUCCAUUGAUCCUCUCGGAACCUCUGUCGGGCCUCUUGGGCGAAACCAUGCUCUCACGUCCGGAAACAGUAAAACGUAUUUGGGCGUACGUCAAGGAGCGCAAUCUCCAGGACCCUGAAGAUAAGCGUUACAUUCUUUGCGAUGAUUCCAUGAAGCCAAUCUUUGGUAACAAAAUACACAUGUUGUAA